ACCUUUUUCCUUUCCCAAGGAACUCAAAACCUCUCCACUUUUCAAUCUCAAACACUAUACCCUUAUCCUUUCAUCUCUGUUCCCUUCUUCCAUUACAAAAAUUCAUUGAAGCUUGGUUAAGAAAUAGCUUUGUCUUUUCACCAUCAUUCUCUCAUUAAACUCAAACCUUACGUUACGCCCACGUUCUUGGUCAAUUUUUUUUUUAAGCGAUCUUGAAAGUGGAGGAGCAAUGAAAAUAGAAUCGAAAAAAUCUAAGUCAUGGCCGAAAUUAGCCGUGAAGAAUUGGCUUAGUACAAAGAACAGUUCUGAAAAGUUUACCUCAGAUUAUUCUGUUACAGGGUCUGCGACAGAAACAAGAAAGAGUUGCUCAGACCAAGAUAGUUACAUCCUCGUACCAGAUAAUUUUUCUGAAGGGUGGUUGAAGCAUUCUACAAAUGGCGUGAAACGUUCGGUGCAUGGAGAGAUAAAACCUUCUACCAUCACUAAUCCUCUCAACCUUAGGAUGUUUGUGGGGACGUGGAAUGUUGGGGGAAAGUCACCAAAUGAAAAUUUGGACUUGAAAAAUUGGCUGAUAUCUACUUCGCCAGCUGACAUAUAUGUUAUUGGGUUCCAAGAAAUUGUACCACUAAAUGCUGGGAACGUGCUUGGGUCGGAGAACAGUGGCCCCGCAGCAAAGUGGCUAGCCCUUAUUCAUCAAGCUCUAAACACCUCAAACAAUGAAAUCCCAAAUCAAAAGAAACGCUUUAGCCUAGUAGCAAGCAAGCAAAUGGUCGGUAUCUUCUUGUGCGUGUGGGUACGCGCCGAUUAUCGCAACCACGUUGGCAAUUUAAAAGUGUCUCGCGUUGGUACCGGCAUCAUGGGCUACCUUGGAAAUAAGGGUUCGAUAUCUAUUAGCAUGAGAUUGUACCAAACCACAUUCUGCUUCGUUUGCACUCACUUGGCCUCUGGAGAGAAAUGUGGUGACGAGUUGCGUCGAAACUUGGACAUCGCGGAAAUCAUCAAGAGAACUAAAUUUUCUCACUCACUUGGUAUACUAGAACAUGAUAACAUUAUUUGGUUGGGGGAUUUGAAUUAUAGACUUGCCGCUGGUUACGAUGAAAUUCAUGAGCUACUAAAAAACAAUAACUUGAAGGCGUUACUAGAGAAAGAUCAACUAAGGAUGGAGCAGAAUGCUGGACGAAUAUUUGAAGGUUGGAAUGAAGGGAGCAUAUACUUUGCUCCUACUUACAAAUACUUGAUGAAUUCUGACCAAUAUGUUGCUCAAACUUGCAAAUCAAAGGAAAAACGACGCACUCCUGCUUGGUGUGAUAGAAUUCUAUGGAAAGGAGAAGGACUAAAUCAGAAAAUGUAUGUUAGAGGAGAGUCAAAAUUCUCUGACCAUAGACCAGUGUAUUCUCUAUUCACAGCACAAGUGGACAUGACAAACAAGAAUCUCACACGUUCUGCUUCUACCACCAUCUCAAGAUCUUGUCCCUUAAAACCAUUCACAAAUUCUGCUGCAUUGCCAUCUACUUGUUGUGCUGCUGCUAAAGUACAAGCUGAAGAACAAAUCAUGUUACUGGCAACAAGGACACAAAGUUGCAUUGACUCCGUUUCAAGAUUCUUGUAGUAGAGACAGGGAUUUUUUAAGUAUAUGUGGAAUAAAAAUAAUAAUAUAUAUAGUAAUUCGUUAUCCAUCUUUUUUUUUUUUUGGUCAUAAUGGAUUGAUUGAUGAUCAAUGUGGGAAAGGGAGGGACAGAAUAUGUGGUUCCCUCACCAUGUUUAACACUACAGUUCUCGUAAUUUGAUAGCUGUCUGUCAAUAUGCCUCAGGGCACAGCAGAUUUUGAGGUUUUGUGAAAAAUGCUGAUUUUUAAUGUUUUUAAAUAGUAGUAACUGCAAGAAUUAUUAUUAA
Medicago truncatula (barrel medic) is the source of this 1893-nucleotide messenger RNA. Its product is annotated as type I inositol polyphosphate 5-phosphatase 8. Gene Ontology annotation, molecular function: inositol-polyphosphate 5-phosphatase activity; phosphatidylinositol-3,4,5-trisphosphate 5-phosphatase activity; phosphatidylinositol-4,5-bisphosphate 5-phosphatase activity. Bases 230 to 1609 code for a protein of 459 amino acids. Gene Ontology annotation, biological process: phosphatidylinositol dephosphorylation. The transcript has 10 exons. The record is from RefSeq and is a predicted model, not a curated record. NCBI's taxonomy places the organism in Eukaryota, Viridiplantae, Streptophyta, Magnoliopsida, Fabales, Fabaceae.